Molecule: messenger RNA, 2689 nt
Organism: Balearica regulorum gibbericeps (East African grey crowned-crane)
Lineage: Eukaryota; Metazoa; Chordata; Aves; Gruiformes; Gruidae
Source: RefSeq, a predicted model, not a curated record
UAUAAUAGGGUUUGGAUCCCUGAUAAUGAAGAAGUGUGGCAGUCUGCAGAAAUCACAAAAAACUACAAAGCUGGAGACCAUUUUCUCCAUGUGCAAUUAGAAGAUGGAACUGAACUGAAUUACCCUGUUGAUCCAGCUGCUUUGCCACCCCUACGAAAUCCUGACAUCCUUGUUGGUGAAAAUGAUCUCACUGCACUUAGCUAUCUCCAUGAACCAGCUGUUCUACACAAUCUUAAAGUUCGUUUUGUGGAGUCUAAGCUUAUCUACACCUAUAGUGGAAUAAUUUUGGUUGCGAUAAACCCCUAUAAACAGUUGCCAAUAUAUGGAGAUGCUAUUAUCCAUGCAUAUAGUGGGCAAAACAUGGGGGACAUGGAUCCACAUAUAUUUGCUGUGGCAGAAGAAGCGUACAAGCAAAUGGCAAGAAAUAACAAAAAUCAGUCUAUUAUAGUCAGUGGAGAAUCGGGAGCUGGAAAGACUGUGUCUGCAAGAUACACGAUGAGAUACUUUGCCACUGUGAGUAAGUCAAGCAGCAAUGCACAUGUGGAGGAUAAAGUACUGGCAUCUAAUCCAAUAACUGAGGCUGUUGGCAAUGCAAAAACCACGCGGAAUGAUAAUAGCAGUCGAUUUGGAAAAUACACUGAAAUCAGUUUUGAUCAGAGUUACCAAAUCAUUGGAGCUAACAUGAGAACAUACCUGCUCGAGAAAUCCAGAGUUGUCUUUCAGUCAGAGAAUGAGAGAAACUACCAUAUAUUUUAUCAGUUGUGUGCAUCUGCUAUGCAACCUGAAUUUAAGCAUCUUAAAUUGGGAAGUGCAGAAGAAUUUAACUACACAAGAAUGGGUGGCAGCACAGUAAUAGAAGGAGUUGAUGACAGAGCAAAUAUGCUGGAGACUCAGAAGACAUUUGCCUUACUGGGUCUGAAAGUGGAUUUUCAGAUGGAUGUUUUUAAAAUGCUGGCAGCAAUCCUACACUUAGGCAAUGUGGAAGUAACAGCUGUUGGAGAUGAGAGAGCAUCCAUCAGUCUGGAAGAUAAACAUCUCAAUAUAUUCUGUGAACUUCUGGAUUUAAACUGUAACAAAAUGGCACAGUGGUUGUGUCACCGAAAGAUUAUCACUACCUCAGAGACUGUAAUAAAGCCAAUGACAAGAGCUCAGGCCGUUAAUGCACGGGAUGCUCUGGCAAAGAAGAUCUAUUCUCAUUUAUUUGAUUUUGUCGUGGAAAGAAUUAACCAAGCUUUGCAGUACCCUGGAAAACAACAUACUUUUAUUGGUGUUUUGGACAUUUAUGGCUUUGAAACUUUUGAUGUGAACAGUUUUGAACAAUUUUGCAUCAAUUAUGCUAAUGAAAAACUGCAGCAGCAAUUUAACCUGCAUGUCUUUAAACUUGAACAAGAAGAAUAUAUGAAGGAAGAUAUCCCAUGGACUUUAAUAGACUUCUAUGACAACCAGCCUGUCAUUGACCUUAUUGAAGCUAAAAUGGGAAUUUUAGAACUUCUGGAUGAAGAGUGCUUGUUACCUCAUGGAACAGAUGAAAACUGGCUUCAAAAGCUAUAUAAUAAUUUUGUCAAUAAAAAUGCACUCUUUGAAAAGCCAAGGAUGUCAAACACAUCUUUCAUCGUGCAACACUUUGCUGAUAAGGUAGAAUAUAAAUGUGAAGGAUUUCUGGAAAAAAACAGAGAUACAGUACAUGAAGUAUUGAUUGAAAUCUUGAAAGAGAGCAAGUUUCAUCUGUGUGCAAAUUUUUUUCAAGACAAUCCAGUGUCCGUUUCACCUUUCAGUUCAACUAUAAGCAUCAAAUCUGCAAGACCCGUUCUCAAGUCACCUAACAAACAACUCCGGAUGACUGUUGGCAAUAAGUUCCGGAGUUCUUUGUCUUUGCUUAUGGUGACACUGAAUGCAACCACCCCUCAUUAUGUACGCUGCAUAAAGCCAAAUGAUGAGAAGUUGCCUUUUGAGUUUGAUUCAAAAAGAGUGGCUCAGCAACUGCGAGCGUGUGGUGUUUUGGAAACUAUUCGGAUUAGUGCACAGAGCUACCCAUCCAGGUGGACUUACAUUGAGUUUUUCAGCCGUUACAGCAUUCUUAUGACACAGCAGGAACUUUCCAUAAAUGAUAAAAAGCAGAUUUGCAAGACUGUUUUGCAGCGACUAAUCCAGGAUCAUAACCAAUAUCAGUUUGGGAGAACAAAAAUUUUCUUCAGAGCAGGACAGGUUGCUUACUUAGAAAAACUGCGAUCAGAUAAACUGAGACACGCGUGCAUCACGAUCCAAAAGAGUGUUCGAGGUUGGCUGCAGCGGAAGAAAUUCCUUCGCAUAAAACAAGCAGCUACUAUAAUUCAGCAGUAUUUCCGGGGGCAGCGGACUGUACGGCAAGCUAUAACUGCAAGAACUCUGAAGGAAACAUGGGCAGCUAUAAUUAUUCAGAAGUACUGUCGGGGUUACCUGGUCCGUAGACUUUUCCAGCUCAUCCAUGUCGCUACUAUAACCAUUCAAGCUUAUACAAGAGGAUUUCUAGCAAGAAAAAAAUAUCGGAAGAUGCUUGAAGAACAUAAGGCUGUGAUCCUUCAGAAAUAUGCCCGUGCAUGGCUUGCCAGGCGCAGAUUUCAGAAUAUUCGGCGGUUUGUAUUGAAUAUCCAGCUUUCGUACAGAGUUCAGCAACUGCAGAAAAAGAUAGAAGAACAGGUGAGGGACACCA